GGCCCCUUUCAAUUUGGUCUUCCUCGGCAGGAGUCUCCCACCAUCACCGUCAUUGUACCUGAUUUCAUGAUGUUCAAUAGGGCAGCAAUGGCAAGAAUGGAUCCCGCUGGCUUCGAGUCUUUCUGUGAGCGUUUAAAAGUGAUUCAAACCAAGGAGAAUAGAAUAGUAUCGUUACAAGUCCAUGAGCGAUUAUUGUCGUACCUUCGGGAAAUGAUGCAGUCACUUGCUGGUUCUGAAGCUGGGAAUGCCUUUCACAUGUACUACUCAAUUAUCGCUAAAUAUAAGGAGUCUGGCAUAGUGCAAUUUAUGGAAAGACAUGCGUGUGAUGAUGGUGAUGUUUGCUCAGCACAGACGAUUAACUGCUUUUCUGGACUUCGCAGACACUAUCAUCCUGCGACCAUCCUCAUUUACAUGUCAAGUAAGAUCUACUUAUACUGUGUUAUCUUUAGAAUCGGAAGCUUUGUUUGUUGCUUUUCCUCAGCGCCCUAA
Strongylus vulgaris is the source of this 489-nucleotide messenger RNA. NCBI's taxonomy places the organism in Eukaryota, Metazoa, Nematoda, Chromadorea, Rhabditida, Strongylidae. The record is from the annotation of a GenBank genome assembly.